AUGCUUACAAUUUUAACAACAGAAAUCCUCUACUUUAUUCCUGGAUAUCCUGAUGAUGGCUUUCUUCACGACUUCCGUCUUGAUGAAUUUUCUUCACGACUUCCGUCUUCUCCUACAAGGCAGCCUCCUACCUGGUGUUGUCCAUCCUCCUACUUGACUGUCGGAAGAAGAGUAUAUCUGCGAACGGUGAGUCGCAUGUUUUAUGGUUCCUCUGGUGCCCAAUCAUGUCGUAGGACGAAUGGUCCGAAUCGACACGGGUUACCAGUUGUAUACGUGGUUGACAAGCAUAGUGACCAUGGGUAUGAUUAUACCCAUGAGUAGUAACAUUUUUAUUGUUUCAUUUCAUUUAGUGUAGGCUAGGUCUUCUUGUACACCGCGUUUUAAUA
Molecule: messenger RNA, 386 nt
Organism: Osmia lignaria (orchard mason bee)
Lineage: Eukaryota; Metazoa; Arthropoda; Insecta; Hymenoptera; Megachilidae
Source: RefSeq, a predicted model, not a curated record